AUGGCUCCACCAAUGAAGACUGGUAGACGCAACCUCUCCUAUACGUUCCCGAAUCCGAAUCUGGAUUCUCUUGAGUGUUUAGCAAAGAAGAUUACGCCAGAUGAAUCGACCAAGUUCCGAGAGAAAUAUGGGUAUAUUCUGAGCCUUCUCAAGAUGCCAUUCACCAAGUACGAGCAAGAAGGAGUUCAUACCCUGCUUCAGUUCUACAACCCUCCUCUUCGCUGUUUCACGUUUCCCGACUACCUCUUGGUUCCUACAUUAGAGGAGUAUUCGUUUUAUCUGGGUGUUCCGGUCAAAAAAGAAGAAGUUCCAUACUAUGGCACUAUGGAGGCCCCUACGUUCGUUGAAAUUUCUAAGGCUCUUUAUUUGAGCAAGUCGGUUGUGGAAGCAAACCUCUCCAAAAAAGGGGGAUGUCUUGGUUUUCGUAUGGAGUUUUUAGUUCAAAAGGCUUGUGAUGCUGUUGAGGGAAAAGAAUGGGACACAUUUAGGGCUAUCCUCGCUCUAAGUAUCUAUGGUAUCAUGAUGUUCGCAAACGUUCCUAACUUUGUUGACAUGAAUGCAAUUCAUAUAUUCAUUCUGCAAAAUCCGGUUCCUACACUUUUGGGGGAUGUUUACCACUCCAUUCAUCACAAGAAUAGUCAAAAGGGAGGUUUGAUUAGAUGCUGUGCUCCGUUGUUAUAUCGUUGGUUCAGGUCACAUUUGCCUGAGCGUGGUGCUUUCGUUGAUAAUAGGCACACAUCUAAAUGGGCUGAGAGGAUUAUGGGGCUUAGAGCCAAAGAUAUUGUAUGGCACAACAGAUCUUUAGAUGACAUGGAAGUUAUUAUGAGUUGCGGAAAGUUCAAAAAUGUACCUCUCAUGGGCCUUAGAGGCGGAAUCAACUAUAAUCCCGUCCUGGCUAGGAGAACAUUUGGAUAUGCUUUUAUCAGUCCCCCUGAGCAGACAGAAAUUGCUGAGAAUAUUUUCUAUCAUUCAGCCACCGACAGUGGGCAGAUGGCAGAAGCUGUACAAGCUUGGAAGAGUAUUUGUUGGAGAGAUAAGAAACAUUUUUGUCAGAGACAUUGUGCUACUUACGAGGAUUAUACUAAGUGGGUCAAAUAUGUGGUUGAUUCUCAAGGGAUGCCUUUCUCUCCUAAAGAUCCUUUGUACCCCCCUGCUGGUGAACUAUCCAACAUUGUCUCCAUGCCUCGUUAUAACCAAACUGUGGAUGAGAAUCGAAGAUUGACUGAACAGGUGGAAACAAUGCAUGUUAAGAUGAAUACUGCUCGGCAAGAGAAGCUUUCCGCACUCCAUAAGUUGAAAUUAAGAGAAAUAGAGCUCGAAGAAUUGUAUGCUAGAGGGAGUACUUCCCAAAAGAGGCCAAGGAUGACUGUAGGUGCUAAAUCCACCGAAACCCAAGAGAAGAAGAUGAAAGAGCAUUAA
Molecule: messenger RNA, 1419 nt
Organism: Vicia villosa (hairy vetch)
Lineage: Eukaryota; Viridiplantae; Streptophyta; Magnoliopsida; Fabales; Fabaceae
Exons: 1
Coding region: 1-1419 (472 amino acids)
Source: RefSeq, a predicted model, not a curated record